Messenger RNA from Drosophila mojavensis, 997 nucleotides. RefSeq lists its product as uncharacterized. The coding region runs from base 121 to 813 and encodes 230 amino acids. The transcript is spliced from 3 exons. The record is from RefSeq and is a predicted model, not a curated record. Lineage: Eukaryota; Metazoa; Arthropoda; Insecta; Diptera; Drosophilidae.
GCAGUCGCUAAUCAGCUGGGACAACAGCAGUUAAGAGCUAGAUCUAGUGCAGAGCAGGUGCCUUAGCAAUUAAGCAUCGUUAGGCUGAAUCAGUCUCUAACCAAGCGCCACGCUGUAAAAAUGACUCGCUCACUGCACCUGGUGGUAAAUGCAAUAGUUCUGCUGUCCGUAAGUCAGGCGGCCAUAGCUGAGGCACAGCUGGUGGCUGGGCCAGGUGGCAAUGCCACCAAAGCGGUGACAAAGUUACUCAGUCGCCAGAAGCGAUAUCUGGCAUUUCCGGAGGGCUCUUCGGUUUCGGCGGCAAUUUGCCUAACCAUUGGCAUGAUUGGCAAUCCCGAUGUGGACUAUCUCAGCUGGGCCGUCAACUGGGGCGUUGCGUACGACCUGCCUAAUCAUAAUUGGGUUAUACAGCAUGCGCAAGGCUUCGCCAAUCUCACCAAGUCCAUGCUGCAGCGACGCUCGAGGCGCAGUUUCUACGACGAAAUACAGUCCGCAAUCGAUCACAUGGGCUUCAAUGGACGCGCUUGUGUGGCUCGUGCUCUGUGCGAGAGCGCCAAAUACCUGCAUGCUCCCGGCCAGCGUGGCAAUAUGCUGGAAGAGCUGGUUCGCGCCGUGCUUAGCAUGCCCACGUCGCCAGUGAUGGACCAUGAGCCGCGGGCGCAUCACCACUACGACCGCAUCUACAGGCGCUCCAAGCGACAGUCGCGGGACUGCAACGAACUCUAUCCGGGCUGUCACUUUUCGAUGCUGGCUUUGGCUCUGGGUAAAUAUGUGGCAGCUCCAGCGCAGUUUACCAAGCUCAAUUUUAUGUGAAGAACGAAAGUGAACGUGAAUAAAUAUAAAAGAUAAAUAAAAAGAUAAUAAAUGCUAAAAGAUUAAUACCAAAAUGGAUGUAUGUAGAUCAUUAUUUGCUUGACCUAAACAUUCGGUUCGCUCUUGUUAAUAAGCUGAAAUGGAAUUCUUAAAUCCCCUGUUCAAGUCCCAAUUUCAUCACCAA